Messenger RNA from Adineta steineri, 576 nucleotides. NCBI's taxonomy places the organism in Eukaryota, Metazoa, Rotifera, Eurotatoria, Adinetida, Adinetidae. The record is from the annotation of a GenBank genome assembly.
AUGAGUUUUACAUGGUUUAACGAACCUAAAAAAUGGUCCGACAAUUCAUCAGUAAUUACCGUUCAUACAGAUGGUAACACAGAUUUUUGGCGCAAGACACAUUAUGGUUUUGAACGUGACAAUGGACAUUUUUAUUAUCGUUCUCUGCCAGGUGACCAAUCCUUUACUGCUACAGUCAAUAUACGAGGAAAAUAUCAUACACUCUACGAUCAAGGUGGUUUAAUGUUACGUAUUGAUGAAAAGAAUUGGAUUAAAUGUGGAGUUGAAUAUGUUGAUGACAAACAAUUUGCUAGUGUAGUUGUUACCGUUAAUGGAUGGUCCGAUUGGAGUGUCGUGUCAAUUGAUUCACCUGAUGUUUUAAAAUUACGUGUUAAACGUGUAAAAGAAGCAAUACAUAUAGAAUAUGCUGAAGGUGAAAAUGGUGAAUUUAAAAUGAUGAGAUUAGCUUAUUUUCCAGUAAUUGAUGAGAAACAAUCUUUAAUGGUUGGAAUUAUGUGUGCAUCGCCUGGUGAAGAUGCACAAGGAUUUGAGAUUACUUUUCAAGGAUUUAAUAUUAUUCAAAAUCAAGAAAAAUAA